This is a messenger RNA of Echinostoma caproni, 528 nucleotides long. The record is from the annotation of a GenBank genome assembly. NCBI's taxonomy places the organism in Eukaryota, Metazoa, Platyhelminthes, Trematoda, Plagiorchiida, Echinostomatidae.
AUGACAACUAGCCCGCAGUUGAGGAGACCUGUAUCACGUCCACUGUGUUCACCUCGGGCCGGACCACGGGAUGAGGAUUAUUCCUGUUCAUCCUAUCGCGGUGAUGACAACAGUGGUCACAUCAGACUGACUCAGGAACAGCUCUGUCUACAAUCCACAUCGGAUCCGAUUGAUUUGGCUGACAGUCCAACGUUUCCGUGCAGCUCACCUCCUGGUCCGCCCUCGCCAAACCCUGGGCUGAAAGCCUCGAUUGACCCGAUCUGGUAUUGUGUGGAUCUCACCGAGACGGAUCCGGACCGGAAACAAUGCAGUUGUCAGAGAUUUCGCGGACCAGUCGAAUCACUGACUGAGACCGGUCUGAAAGCGGAUAUUCACUGUGGCGAUUCGGAUGAUGGGAACACGACUACCACCGGUUGGACCCGAGCCCAGAGUUGGUCUAUUGACCCGCGAGUGGAUUAUGAGAUCACCAGUACUGUGACUAAACCGAACACUGCAGGCAAUGAAUUGGCAAAAGAAAUCCGCAAGUGA